AACUCGCCACUUGCUGGUUUACAGUUUCAGCUGUGUAUUCGACCACAAAAAUCGUUGUCGCCUUGUGUCACAUCCACUCUUCCAAUCCACGCUCUGUUUCAAGCGCUGUGGGCAGCCGAUGCUUCACUGGUCCAAGCACUCAGGCUGGCUAUGCUGUCACAGAGGCCGUGCACGGCGGCCUGGCGCAGCACUGCGUAGCUCCCAGGAGGGGCCCGCGUCCAGUACCACUGCAACCACUACAGAGCCCGCCGCGGCGGCACCAGCCGCCCCAUCCAAGGACGCCAUCCUUGCCCGCAUUGCUCGGGCAAAGAAGUAUAAGGACAGUGGAUCCGGUGAAGGGGAUGUUGCGGCAAGCCAGCCAGGUGCCUCUCCGCGCGCGGCGCCAUUGCCUCAAGUUGGCCCUGUCAAGGUUGACUGGGGCGCCAUGGCUGCAUUCUUGGAUGCUCCUGUGGCUGCUGAACGCGGCGGUGGGGUCCCAAGCGGGCCGGUAUCAUAUGGCGGCACGGCUCCCCAAGAGGACGAAGCUUCAGAGGCCGCGGCGCGUGCGGAGAGGGAGGCCCGCUUCAUGGCGGACACCGACAGCAAAGACUACAUGCAAAUGCUCUUGAAUAGCCCCAUGAGGUCGGGUGCGGGGUCUGCUACUCGCGCGGCGGACUCACUGGCAGGAGUGCUUGCAGAACGGCCACAGGGUGCUUCCAGUGACGGGGCCGAGGAUGGUGAGGGCGGCGCCAUAAGCUCCGAGCUGCGCAUGGAGGAGUUCACGGCAGCCAAGGAGGCACGACUUCGGGCUCUGGGCGGCGAGAUCAUCACUCGCGACCUCACCUAUAACCCGGGGCCCAACGUGGCGGUCCGCGUUAGCAUGCCUGGGGCGGGCAUGAUGGCCGGCCCAGAGGCCCAGGCGGAGGCGGAGGCGAAGGCCGAGGAGGCACGGCGUAUCGCGGAGGCGGAGGCAGCUGUGACACGGGCUGAAGAGGAAGCGCGCGCGCGGGCCGAGGCAGAGGCUGCGGCCGCGACAGCUGCGGCGGCGGCGGCCGCAGGAGUCCUCGUGGAAGACUCGGCCUCUGGAGGCGAGGAGGACGUAUACAAGCCCAAGGUGUCGACGUGGGGAAUGUUUCCCCGCCCGAAGGACAUUAGUGAGGCCUACGGCGGUGGCCGCAACCUCAAGCCUGGCCAGGAGCUGGAAACGCCCAAGCAGAAGGCAGAGCGGGAGCGCAGUUAUGCGGCCGCCCUGGCCGCCUACAAGUUCAAGGCGGGUCUGGAGGUGGACCCGGAGGACGAGGAGAAGGCAGCCAAGGUUUACGAAGAGGGUAUGGAGUUCUUUGCGGACGGCAAGCUCAAGGCCGCGUACGACAAGUUCGAGAAGGCCAUUGCGCUGGUGCCCGUCAAGACCAAGUACGGCGGCCUGGCCACUCUCCAGAAGGCCAUUGUGCUAGACAGUGUGGGCAACCACGAGGCGGCGCAGAAGCUGUACAAGUCCAUCGCCACCCAUGGAGUAGCCCAGGUGUCCAAGAAGGCCAAGCAGAUGCUUUUCUCAUUCGAAGCAAUGGACUUCAUGAAGGCGGACAAGUUCUCAUACGCGGUCAAGAAGGAGGAGUACGACAAGUACUUCAGGGGCGCUGCCGACCGCCGCAAGGUUUAUGUGGCGAGUGAGGAGGAGCGGCAGCAGGACGAGGCCAAUGCACGGACAGCCACACUGGUGGCCCUGGCUGUUAUCCUUGGGCCGGUGUUUGCAGUGGGCGCGCUGGCGCUGCAGCGUUAACCCACUAUCGGUAUCAGGACGUCAGCGCAUAUGGGGUUGAUGGCGUGGGUGCAGGGCAGCGGCGGCGGCGGCGGCAGCCGCGGGGGCGCGUGCGCGCAUCUUGGUAGCGGAGGGGGCGGGAAAGGCCACGUGGAGGAGGAGAGCGCAGCGCCGCCCAAGAAGCGGCGCAAGUGCGCAGGCUGAGGAGCCGGCUGGUGUCUAGGUAGCGGUCCGCGGUGGGGCUGGCAGGGCAUGCGUAGCGGCAUGACGAGUAGUGCGGCUGUUAAAAACUGUGCUGCGUCUGGCUGCGGUUGGCUCUGCUGUGGCAUCGCGAUUGCUAGGCACCUGGUUUUGCUAUUUGCCUGUGGAAACCGACCCUGGCUAUGUCCGGGCGAUGAGGUUGUUCGGCCUCAGACUGUGGAGGGGCUCAGCCCCUUUUCCCGGGGAACACUUGUCCCAGCCUAGGUCAUCGCCAGUAGGCGGCUGGCGGGUGCGCGAGAGGCGACGCAGGGGAGGAGAUGUGCAUGGAGCCGGUUGAGUAAGCGGCGCAAGCACUUCGGUCGAGGCCAGCAGGUGUGUGGUUUCGAUGGAACAGGGCAGGUUGGCGUAGCCCCAUAGUGUCGCUUCUUUCUGCCCGCUCUGCCUUCCACCGGCAGUGUGUUAAUGACGAGUGUGGUGGGAACGAAUGCGUAGCCUAGGGUUUCGUGUCGCGUGUGUGGUUCUGUGUGGACAUGAGCAGCUAACAACGUACGAGCUCCCCCCCCCCAGAUCGCUGCGCGCGAUAAAUAACUUAAACAUGGAAACACGUCGCAUGUGUAUGGUUGUCCGAGUGCGAGAAUGGUAGUGAGGACGUUAAUGGCCGAGAUGGUCUGCGUAGGGAGAGUGCUUGAGGAGUGCUUCAGAAUAGCACACGAGGGAAGGCGGGCAAGCAAGCAUGUCAGGCAGCAUCGCUGCAGCGGCAGUGUGGUAAGUGGAUCUGGCCUGGAGUUUCGACAUUAAGCUAUUGAGAAUGCUUUUAAGACGAACCAUGCGAAGCCAAGAAUGCCAGCGAGCACGGUCACGUUGGAGAGGCCUGGAGGCUGGCUCAGCAGAACAGAAAGCGUGAGCACAAGCUAGUCUGUUGGAUUCAAAGCGCAAGUCCGCGCGGAGUAGGAGAGCGCAGAGCCGCCAGAAGCGGCGCCGGCUCGUGGGCUGAGAAGCCAGCCGGGGGCCUGUGCUGUGUGUUUGGCAGGGUUUGUCUGCUGGAACAGCGGCGCGAGUCGAUGACGCCUGGUUGGCUGUGCCUGCAUCAACCGCCCCCAUGGGAAAGCACGCGCUGGCGAGUAAUGACAUCGUUUU
Molecule: messenger RNA, 3076 nt
Organism: Chlamydomonas reinhardtii
Lineage: Eukaryota; Viridiplantae; Chlorophyta; Chlorophyceae; Chlamydomonadales; Chlamydomonadaceae
Exons: 13
Coding region: 119-1759 (546 amino acids)
Molecular function (GO): protein binding
Source: RefSeq, a predicted model, not a curated record